GCCGCGGCGGAGAGAGGAGCUGCGCCGGGGCUCAGGCGGGUGCUCGCCCCGACGGGGCCGCGGCCGAGGCCGGCGGGAGCGGGGGCGGCCGCCAUGCGUUUUACUACCCCGGAGCCAUUCGGGAUUUAGCUCCCAGGAGGAGGAGGAGGAGGCGGCUUUAGAAGGAUGUCGACCUACAAGCGAGCGACGCUGGACGACGAAGACCCCCUGGACUCCAUCAGCGAAGGUGAUGGCUACCCCAAUGGCUUCCAGGUGAACUUCCGAGGCUCACGGAGCAGCCCGGGGUGCUGGGCUGAGCGGACGCGCACUGAGAAGCAGCUGAUGGUGCUGGUGGGGGUGCUGGUGGGGGUGUUGGCAGCGUGUCUGCUGGGCAUCAUCUUCCAGUACAGAGCCAGGCCGCCUGCUGUGUGCCUGUCAGAAGCCUGCAUCUCUGUCACCAGCUCCAUCCUCAGCUCCCUGGACCGGGCAGUGAAUCCCUGUGAGGACUUUUUCAGCUAUGCCUGCGGGGGCUGGAUCAAGGCCAACCCCCUCCCUGAUGGCCACUCGCGCUGGGGCACCUUCAACAACCUCUGGGAGCACAACCAGGCCAUCAUGAAGCAUCUGCUGGAAAACACCACGGCCAAUGUGUCGAGCGAGGCGGAGCGCAAGGCGCAGCGUUACUACCAGGCCUGCAUGAACGAGAGCAAAAUCGAGGAGCUGCGUGCUGCCCCGCUGGUGGAGCUCAUCCAAAAGCUGGGUGGCUGGAACAUCACAGGGCCCUGGGCAGGGGACAACUUCAACGUGACGCUGCGGGAGGUGACGGCGCAUUACCGCACGUCGCCCUUCUUCUCCGUCUACGUCAGCGCCGACUCCAAGAACUCCAACAGCAACGUCAUCCAGGUGGAUCAGUCGGGGUUAGGCCUCCCAUCACGGGAUUAUUACCUGAACAAGACAGAGAACGAAAAGGUGCUCGCUGGGUACCUGAACUACAUGGUGCAGCUGGGGAUGUUCCUGGGAGGCACUGAUGAGGAGUCCACACGGCAGCAGAUGCAGCAGAUCUUGGACUUUGAGACAGCCUUGGCCAACAUCACCAUCCCACAGGAGAAGCACCGGGAUGAGGAGAUCAUCUACCAUAAAAUGACAGUUGGAGACCUGAAGGAGCUGGCACCGGCUGUGGACUGGAUGCCCUUCCUCUCCACAGUCUUCUACCCUGUGGAGCUCAAUGAGUCGGAGCCCGUCGUAGUCUACGCUAAGGAGUACCUGGAGCAGGUGUCUGACCUCAUCCUGGCCACUGAUAAAUGUCUCCUCAACAACUACAUGAUCUGGAACCUGGUGAGGAAAACCAGCCCCUUCCUCGACCAGCGCUUCCAGGACGCUGAGGAAAAAUUCAUGGAAGUGAUGUAUGGGACCAAGAAGACCUGCCUCCCACGCUGGAAGUUUUGCAUCAGUGACACAGACAACAACCUGGGCUUUGCCCUGGGGGCCAUGUUUGUCAAGGCCACCUUUGCUGAGGACAACAAGCAGGUGGCAGAGGAAAUGAUUGCAGAGAUUAAAACAGCCUUUGAGGAAAGCCUGGAGACCCUGCAGUGGAUGGAUGAAGAGACGAGGAAGUCGGCCAAAGAGAAGGCAGAUGCCAUCUACAACAUGAUCGGCUACCCCAAGUUCAUCAUGGACCCCAAGGAGCUGGAUAAAGUCUUUAAUGAUUAUGAGGCCGUGUCUGACCUCUACUUCGAGAACGUUGUGCAGUUCUACAACUUCUCAGCCAGGGUCAUUGCUGACCAGCUCCGGAAACCACCCAACCGGGACCAGUGGAGCAUGACACCUCCGACAGUCAAUGCCUACUACUCUCCCACUAAGAACGAGAUUGUCUUCCCUGCUGGUAUCCUCCAGGCCCCUUUUUACACCCGUGCAUCUCCCAAGUCACUGAAUUUUGGUGGCAUCGGUGUGGUGGUGGGCCAUGAGCUGACACAUGCCUUUGAUGACCAAGGUCGGGAGUACGACAAGGAUGGCAACCUGCGUCCGUGGUGGAAGAACUCCUCAGUGGAGGCCUUCAAGAGGCAGACAGCUUGCAUGGUGGAGCAGUAUGGGAACUACACCAUCAACGGCGAGGCCAUCAAUGGCAAGCACACCCUGGGGGAGAACAUUGCUGACAACGGGGGCCUCAAGGCUGCCUACAGGGCAUAUCAAAACUGGCUGAAAAAGAAUGGGGAAGAGGAAACUCUCCCGACCCUUGGCCUCACCAACCACCAGCUCUUCUUCGUUGGCUUCGCACAAGUGUGGUGCUCGGUUCGCACGCCGGAGAGCUCCCACGAGGGGCUCAUCACCGACCCCCACAGCCCCUCGCGCUUCCGCGUCAUCGGCACCGUCUCCAACUCGCGGGAGUUCGCGGAGCAUUUCAGCUGCCCCCUCGGCUCCCCCAUGAAUCCCCCCAAGAAAUGCGAAGUGUGGUGACCAGGCUGAAGCCGCCCAAGAGAACCAACUGCCCGUUUGCUUCAUCCUCUGCCGAUGGCUGAAUAUUUUCUCCCCCCCCUUGGUCCUUUCAAGAGGCUCAAACCACUUCUCCGUGUGCCGAUCUGCGCCCGGCUCUGAGCCGGAGCGACGUUUCCCGUCCCUGCUGUCGGCUGAGGUUCGAUGCACUGUGAAAACUCGUCCCCUCGCUCGCUCCUUUGUCAAAUGACUUUGGUUGGGGGGGGUGCCAGGAAGGGGGUUUUGUCUCUUCCCACCACGACCAGGCUGUGUCUCGAGGUGUGUGUGCCCAUGGGCACCACCCAGCCUGACCCCUGCCCGGGCCAAACGCCUCUUUGUUUUUAGAGAGGAGACAAAGGGAAGGCCGUGCUGUUGGCUUGGCUGUGUGUCUCAGUACAGCCAGCAUACCUUCCUCUCUCCAAAGAUGCACACAUGAGGAUGGAAAACAGCUUAAGAUCUAUUUUUUGGGGGGGGAGGGGGGCAAAUAUAUCUAUUUUUUUCAUGCAUUAUGGAAUACACUGGAAAAAUUCAGGGAAAAUGCAUUUAAAAGCCUUUUUUUUUAGUGAAGACUAGUAUAUUUAUUAAUUCCUUUUGGUUUUUUACUCAGUGCAGCUGUAGGUGCAGCACCCUGUGAUGACAGUCCCUCAGCUGGAGAAGGCUGUGGGUGAAACUUAGGUGGUCCCUGAAUCCCAGGUUGCUCCAGGUGGGAUGGUCCUCAGAGGAAUGCUGCUGGGGAGAUUGGGGACAAAGGGACCCAGGGACAGGGCUGGAGGAUGCUGUGGGUCACAGAGAUGCUCAGCUCUAAUUUCAGAGUGCAAAGGGAAAAGCUGAUGUGCCAAAGAUGUAACUGAUGGUGUGGGUGAAGCAUACCCUGUUCUCCCUCCUGUCCUUUCUGAAGUGAGGCCAGCCAGCAUGUUUUUUUUUUCUUCUUCCCAGCCCAAAAACUUCCCCAGACAACUGCAGGUGCUUCCUGCUGCUGCUUUGCUCACUGCCAUGCCCAGCCUCUAUGCCUGGGAAACUGCAAGCCCCAGAAUCACUGUGUGGCCCCAGCCCUCCCUGGGCACUGGGAUGGGGUUGAGGGCCUUUCUUAAGGGAUUGUUUUUAAUGCUCCUUUUGCAGUUUGGAGAGGAAACCACUGAUGGUAGCUCAGGUGCUGUGUGUUGUCUCAUGAGGCACCUUGUUCUAGACAGAAAGCCAAGAUGUAGAGGGACUUUUAAUAUUUAUAUGUAAAAGGAGGGAUAUGGGGGGUGUUUUGUAACUAUUUUUUCACCCUACACAUGGAGCUUCUCCUAAUGGAAAUAAUAAAUACUUUUUACUUGGUC
This is a messenger RNA of Colius striatus (speckled mousebird), 3767 nucleotides long. It is a transcript of the gene ECE1, whose product is annotated as endothelin converting enzyme 1. Bases 166 to 2430 code for a protein of 754 amino acids. Gene Ontology annotation, biological process: peptide hormone processing. The transcript has 19 exons. Lineage: Eukaryota; Metazoa; Chordata; Aves; Coliiformes; Coliidae. The record is from RefSeq and is a predicted model, not a curated record. Gene Ontology annotation, molecular function: metalloendopeptidase activity. Gene Ontology annotation, cellular component: plasma membrane.